Molecule: messenger RNA, 2514 nt
Organism: Nanorana parkeri
Lineage: Eukaryota; Metazoa; Chordata; Amphibia; Anura; Dicroglossidae
Gene: KIF9
Product: kinesin family member 9
Exons: 21
Biological process (GO): microtubule-based movement
Molecular function (GO): microtubule motor activity; ATP binding; microtubule binding
Source: RefSeq, a predicted model, not a curated record
UACACUGUCCAUUGACUGAGGGAAGAGAAGGUGACCAUGAGUUCGGGGAGCAGUGACGUGCGGGUGUUUGUCCGGGUCCGACCCACCGCGAUAUAUAUACACAUAUAUGUACAGGGCUUGAGAAAUUUUCGGAGCAUCGACAUCCACCUGAAGAAGGACAAGAAGCUGGGAGUGGUCAAUAACAAGCAAUAUGAUUGGUCAUUUAAAAUGGACGGGAUCCUGCACAAUGCCCCCCAGGAGGCCAUGUAUGACACCGUGGCGAAGUCGGUUGUGUCCAAAGCCUUGCAAGGUUAUAAUGGUACAAUAAUGUGCUACGGACAGACAGGGGCAGGAAAGACGCACACAAUCACCGGGACAACAGAGAACUUCAAACAGCGAGGAAUCAUCCCCAGAGCCCUACAGCAGGUCUUCAAAGAGAUUGGAGAACAGAGCGAUAAAUCGGUGACUGUGACGGUUUCCUACCUGGAGAUCUACAAUGAGACUCUGUCUGACCUCCUGUCCACGUUACCCGAGGUGCCCGUCGCCGACACACAGAUGACCGUAGUCGAUGACCCACACGGGGUGUGCGUUAAAGGUUUAUCCGUCCACCAUGUUUCCAGCGAGGAACUUUUAUAAACUUUUAAAUUUUUUUAUAUUUAUUUUUAUUUAUUCAUUUUUUAUGAAGGGGAGACGAACCGAAUCAUAGGAUCGCACAUCCUGAAUAAAAACUCUUCCCGGUCCCAUUGUAUUUUCACCAUACACCUGAAGUCUUAUUCCAGGAAGUUAUCCGAUGCGAAGUACACGGUGUCAAAGAUUAACCUGGUGGACCUGGCAGGUUCUGAGAGACUUGGGAAAACUGGGUCUGCAGGGCAGCUCUUGAAGGAAGCCACUUACAUCAACAAGUCUCUGUCUUACCUGGAACAAGUCAUCAUUGCGCUGGCUGACCGCCGUGACCACAUCCCGUUCAGGCAGAGCAAACUCACCCAUGCCCUCAAGGACUCACUAGGAGGAAACUGUAAUACCGUGUUGGUGGCGAAUGUAUAUGGCGAGGCGGCUCAGAUUGAUGAGACUCUUUCUACUCUGCGAUUUGCCAGCAGGAUGAAAUGUAUACCGGCAGAGUGUGUUGUUAUCCAGCACCUUGACCCAGAGCGAAUGUGUAAAAAUUUGCAGCAAGAGAUUGAACACCUGCGCAGGGAGCUGUCCCUCCACGAUACUCUGGCCCGCCGAGCAGAGGUCGGCUACGAACCAUUUACCGACAGCCAGAUUGCUGAGAUUAACUCUCAGGUCCGAAGAUAUCUGGAGGGGAAGCAGGAUGAGAUAGAAGUUAUUAACCUUCGGCAGAUCCAGGAGACAUUUUCACAGUUCAGACUCAUUUUGAACCAGCGUGAGCAGGAAGUGGAGUCCAGACUGAGACAGAAAUACACACUGAUAGAUAAGAAUGACGGUGCAGCCAUCCCGGCGGUGCAGCUGGCCGGACUGGUGGACACGGAGGUCAAGUUGGUCGGAGAACUGGAUGGCGGGGGUUUUGGCAUUGGAGUGGUGCCAUUCUCUUCCAAAUCAAACACUUCUAUAUCUGCCAAAAAAAACAAGAGCCGGAAAUCAAAGGAGCUGGCCAGUCCUGUCGGGAAGAGAGAAGGUCCUCAGAGUCCAGCAAUUGGGAAGGACCUGGAAUCUCUUUCUCCAUCUAAAACCAUGUUCUCCAUGUCACUGCGGGACCUGGAUGUGAAGGAGACGGUUGUCAGAGAGCCGCAGGAACUCGGCGCCAUCGAUACCCAGUGCUCGGAGGUUCCCAUCAAAGAGGAAGCCAGCCGUCCCAGCUCCCCUCCCCCGAAAUCUGAAGCCUUCGAGGAUUUUAAAGCGGACCGCGGGAGUGAACUGAACCGAAUAUUUAAGGAGAAUAAAUCCAUCCUGGAGGACAGGAAGAGCAAAAUGAAGGAGAUCACACAGAGGAUCAAUAUGAUCAAGAAAGAGAUCGACGUCACUGCGCAGAACCUGGAUGUGACGAGACGGGAGAGAGAGAAGCAAGGUGAAUACAUCAGUGAGGAAGGUCAGGUCAUCAUUGAUGAACAGGAGUUCAUGCUAAUGGUCAGACUGAAGGAUCUGAAGAAACAAUAUCGGGCAGAUUAUGAUGAACUUCAAGACUUGAAGGCCGAGGUUCAGUACUGCCAGAAAAUGGUGGACAAAUGCCGACAGCGGCUGCUCACAGAUUUCGAGGCGUGGUAUAACGAGUCGUUUGUCCUCCCUGAGGAAGUGCAGAAUCUGGUGAAGGUUGGCGGCAUCCUGAGACCCGGAGUCAUUCCCGUCCGUAAGCUUCUGUCGCUAGGUGAAGAUGAACAGGAGCGAUACGAGAAACUACAACAGGAGCUGCUCAUGCAGGACCCGCGCUCUCUGCCUUUCAUCAGUGCCAGAAACAGAUUCAACCAGAAGCACAACUACAGCCGAGCGAUGGCUCAGCUCUCCCCGAUAAGGAAGAAGGCCGGAGUGAUCACCAGCAAUGUGAAGAACAAGAUUCCCUCCUUUCUGACCGCCAUGUGA